CAGUGAUCCCGCCCCCUCCUCGCCCUCAGUGAAUCUGGGAGAGUUUUAGCCGAGAGGAGCUAAUGCCUCUACGGGUGGAUUUAUGUGGGUUAUCGUAAAAUUUGAACAGACUGGAGGAACAUAAUUAAGAUAAGAAGAAUUUUUGGUGUUUUUACGGGUGGAUUUUCAUCAGCCCAAACACUUCCAACCUGUCUUCGACUCUCGGGAGAGUUUAGUUUGUCUGGUCGAUCGUAAUGUGGCUCAGGGGCUAAUCCUUGGACUUCAUUCAAUACCAAUUCAUCUCGAAGCGCUUCGUUUGGGCGAGCCGAACUCAUUUAACAACCACUCACGAGAAUGACAGAAUACAAGCUGGUAGUUGUCGGGGCUGGUGGCGUUGGCAAAAGCGCACUGACCAUCCAGCUCAUACAGAAUCACUUUGUAGACGAGUAUGACCCCACUAUUGAGCAGGAUUCUUAUAGAAAGCAAGUUGUGAUUGAUGGAGAGACGUGUUUGCUGGACAUCCUAGACACCGCAGGUCAGGAGGAGUACAGUGCCAUGAGAGAUCAGUAUAUGAGGACAGGAGAGGGCUUUCUGUGUGUGUUUGCCAUCAACAACGCCAAGUCCUUUGAGGACGUACAUCUUUACAGGGAGCAAAUAAACCGUGUCAAAGACAGCGACAAUGUCCCGAUGGUGCUGGUGGGGAACAAAAGUGACCUGACCUCUCGUACUGUAGAGACACUUCAAGCCCAAGAGCUCGCCAGAAGUUACGGGGUCCCAUAUGUCGAAACAUCUGCCAAGACGCGACAGGGUGUUGAGGACGCGUUUUACUCUCUCGUGCGGGUGAUCCGAAGAUACAAGGAGACGAACCGCAGUAAUAAGAAGAGCAAAAAGCACACACAGAGACGCUGCAUUCUUUUAUAGCGCUACACGCGUACAGCCUCGCACUGCACCCCCGUGAUAGCAAUGCACUCAAGGUCACACACACACUCACUCACUCACACACACACACACACACACACUACUGUAGCAUUACACAUACAUACACACCCCAUUUCCUUUUCUUACCACUCUCUUACGCCACCAGCCUUUGAGGAAUAGGAACGUGACUGGCUGUUGUAUGUGUUUGUAUGUAUGUGCGCAUGAGACCUCAAUGAGAAUCGAGCAACUGUGGAAUUGCUUUGGGAAAGACAUAUUUUCAUAUUCGUCUAGUCUCAAGUGGACUCGACAACUUUGAGCUGCUGCUUCCCCUUCUGUGCUAAAACGACCUGAUGCGUGUCAUAGUUUUACAGUCGUAUUUAGAGUCACAGCAGCAAGGAAUCUUGUUUAUAACAAAUUAAAGAAGUGGUGACGGGAUAUACUUUAAGUUGGUAAUGGUUAGCUCUUUUUAGGUAAGCCUGAUCAUGUCUCAUCUCUUCAAAACUUUGUGAGCCAGUCAGCACAUCCGUGUGGUUCUGUUAACGGUGGUCGGGAAUGAGGAAGCUCAGAAGUCCCCUAAAGUUUUUGUGGCCUUUGAGAAAGCACCACUAAUAUAAUGUUUUGUACACCCUAAGAAGUGUUUCCAUCUCAUGCAUUGUGGGAUUUAUUCAGAAAAUAUUUUUAGUACUUGCUAAAAAUGUAUUUCACCAUCAAAUGUUUUUCUUUGUACAAAAUUUACAUUUGAUCAAUUUCUCCCCAGGUUACUAUUGUUGUCAUGGCUUGGACUAAAAUUUAGCUGUCCUACACCUAAUGUAGCCCUUCUAUAAUUAUGAAAUUCAGAAAGAAAAUCAAGCUUGCUUUUUUUAAUUUUUCCCAGCAGUAUUUUAUGGUAAAAUCCUGUAUUUUUGUAACUGUUAAUAUUGAACCAUUUCAGUACACAUACCAGCAUUGUAUUGGACAUUAACAUUUCAUGUAUAAUGAUGAAUUGUGUAAUAUGCCAGUGAUGAGGCUUGGUUGGGAGGAUGAGACUUUCUUUUUUUUUUUUU
This is a messenger RNA of Onychostoma macrolepis, 1940 nucleotides long. RefSeq names its product GTPase KRas. Gene Ontology annotation, cellular component: plasma membrane. Gene Ontology annotation, molecular function: GDP binding; GTPase activity; GTP binding. Gene Ontology annotation, biological process: Ras protein signal transduction. The transcript has 5 exons. Lineage: Eukaryota; Metazoa; Chordata; Actinopteri; Cypriniformes; Cyprinidae. The record is from RefSeq and is a predicted model, not a curated record. The coding region runs from base 334 to 900 and encodes 188 amino acids.